Messenger RNA from Caenorhabditis auriculariae, 16475 nucleotides. The record is from the annotation of a GenBank genome assembly. Lineage: Eukaryota; Metazoa; Nematoda; Chromadorea; Rhabditida; Rhabditidae.
AUGAACAAGUUUACCAUUGAAAGUUGAAUUUCGAAACACGUUAUUAGGAAGUAGCUUCAGGAAGAAUGUGUGUCCUCACGAGGAAGUCGAGAUCGUGACUCUGAAGGAGCCCUGCGUGAAGGCCUACACCAAGUAUGUGAGGAGUCGGAAGCCGGGCUGCAACGGAAAGUUCCGCAGUUGCUCCGUCCGGGAACCAAAGUCAGUUGUUUUGAUUUUCAAAUUUUGAGAAGGUUAGAUACUUUUUAUAGCUAUUUUUCGGUUUUUUAUUUUCUUUUUCCAAAAAUUGCUCAGUGGCCAACUAAAGUUCCUCGGCAUCCAUUAGCGAUGAACGCGAAACUUUUAAUUUCAAGCUACGAUGCAAAGCGUUGUGGUUUCAGUUAAAAAAAGCAUUUUUAAAAAAUUUCCAAUUGGUCUGAUAUUUGAUAUUCCUUAUCCAGCCAUAAUACCUGAUUCCGUCUUACGAAAAAAAAAAACUUAAAUUGGAAAUUUAACAUUUUUUUAAAGUUUAUUGAUGAAUCGGUGCCGAAAAAAAGAACCAGCGAAAAAAAAAAUUGUUUUCUCUCUAACCUAGAUUAAAAAAAAAUAAAAAUGUAUAAAUAUUACUUUUUAUAUGCCGUGUUCAAUGAUGAUCUUGCGGAAUUAGAGGAAUAAAGUUAUAAUAAAAAUGGCUCGACACAGCGAGGAGUUUCUAAAAGAGCUGAUUCGUGUUCAGGACCGUCUAUUUCCACACCUACAACAAGGUGAACCGGACUCGACGACACACAGUCGCAGAGUGUUGUCCUGGCUGGGUUCACGUUCCUGGACAGGUCGGCUGUCAACGAGGUUCGAUUUCUUCUAUAGAAAAAAGUGACGGUUUGGGAAUAAGUUUACAAAAAGGUUCUUCCCAUUUGAAGUUUUUCUGUUGGUGAUUCCAAAAAGAUGAAAAGUUUGAUCCAGUUCUAAAUCAGUUGAUUAUCUUCUCUUAUAAAUCUUCUGUCAAUGUCCUGACAAACACAGCCACGUGAUUAUUGGCCGGAAAACGCGACAAGAACUACGCUUAAUUGGGGUCGUCCAUGUGCGAAGCUUUUGUAUUGUCCCACGCCGGAAUGCCGCACAUGUCAGGCCAAAUUUAGGGUGGUUGCUGAAGACGAUGAGAGCACCUGCUCGUCGAGAAUCGAAUUAAUCGUCGUUUAAACGUCGCAAAAUAUGCAAAUCGUUCUGUUAGAUGCAUCAAAAAGUUUUAUUGCUUCAUGGAUCUUCGGAUUCUGUUUUUUUCUAGUGGAAGACUUUUUUUAAGAAUCGUACCAAGGUAUGGUCUCAGCUAACAGUCGGAAUUGUGAAUUAGACCCAUCUAGAUCUAGUUUUUACGCUGAUUCUAAAUAUGUGGAAAAAGUUAGGGGCUCUUGAAAGUCGGAAAUUUCAAUGACUCCGAUCAAGCUCAUUUUUGGUGCUUUUAUAGAUUCUGUUCCACUGGUCCCACUGUGAGCAGAAACCAUCCCUUGGUAGAUAAAAAAAAAACUAAUGUAAGCUAAUGUUUGAAUAUCAGAAAAAGCUCUAUGAAGCUGUUCGAUAGAAACAAAAGUUCAUUCUUGUUGUGACCUUCUCUGAAAUUUACCUAGUCUGAAGCUGCUUUCAUAGUUAGGUUUUUGAAAAAUCUUGAUUUUGGCUCAAAACAGUGUCUAUAACAACAGGUUGCAUCCAGUUGAUAGCAAAAUAGUCUGAUUUCAUUAUUUUUUUUGUUUUGUUUGAGGUUUAGCAGUCCUGUUAGCCCUGGAUACUUUCCCCGAAAAGCAUUUCGCAUCUAGACUUUUUUUAGUCCAGCCAAUACUUCUUCAACAAAUCAAAAAGCUGAAGUAUGUGAAGUUUGUAUAAUUUCCCAUAAAAGUUCCAUCCGGCCAUCUGGAGAACAUGGGAGCCAGGCUGCCGACAGGUGAUGUCGAACCUGGCCGUUCUCGAUGUUCACGAACGCUCGUUCUUGGCAGGAAGACAAUGCUCAUUCGGUGAAAGAUUCAUGAACAGCCGCCGGCCGAGUUAACGACGUCGGUAAUUACCGUCGCCGUGUCAUAUGGACUCCUCCAUUGUUCUACAUACGUGUCGUUUGGCGCCGACGUUUCGUCGUCUCGACAAAUCGGCCCAUCCAUCAAAAUCGUCCGGGAUUUUAUGCAAAUUACGGCGGCUUCUGACUAAAAACAUUCCGUUCCUUGGCCUCAGUAGCUCUCAGGGGGGUCAAUUUGUUUGACGGUUGACCCUUCUUGUUCGCCACUCGAUUAAUUUGAAACCUGAUAGUUUGAGGGCAUGUGCGCGAAAUUAAUAUGUUUGACUCAGAGGUUCAGCGCAGUGGGUGAAGCUAACCUGGCACCGAGUAGAAUGAUUCAACAAUUUGAUAUGAGUGCUUUAAAACUUGAAAAGAAGGAGAAGAAAACAAAGCCACUUUUUUCAACUUAUGGCUACAUAAAAUGCCAUUUUUCAAAUUCAAAGAGCUUGAAACGAUGUCGGAACCCAAUAAAAGUCUCGUCUAGAAAGUCUGGUUUUGAAAAAUUCUCAUUGGGAAAUCGAUUUUUCAAACAAGUUUUACAGCAAACUGCACGGUAGACCUCUGUCACAAUGGGGGCACCUGCAUCCCGAACCUCGAUGGUUCUUCCAAAGAGGAAAUCUGCGCCUGUCCUCCGGGUUUCACUGGCGCCAAAUGUCAAUAUGGUAAGCUUUUUGAUACUUAUUUUUCGUUAGAUGACUCUUGAAGACGCCUUAUUGCAGAAGUUUGAAAAAGACACGGAAGAGCUGAUCUGAGAAGGGAAAAAGCAAUAAUUUGCCUUUAUUCAAUUUUCAGAUAAAUUUUCAGAUCAGAUAAGAUGCUAUGAGUGGAGAGAAUCAUCCAAUUCGCAGACUUCGAAAAAAUAGAUUCUCACUAUGAAUUGUCAUAAUUCAAAAUAUGACCUCUGAGCCCCUAAAGCCCCUUACAAACGUGACCUUGAAGAUUUUGAAUAUAAGUUGAUUUAUAGAAAAAGUUAUCAUAACGCCCUUUUUUUCCCAACUCAUCCUAAACUCGUUUGUAGAUACGGACGAGUGCGUCGUCGGAAACGGCGGCUGUCAUCACGACUGCGUCAACACGAUAGGGACGUUCUACUGCCGCUGUUGGCCAGGCUUCGAGCUCUCUUAUGAUGCGAGGACCUGUACAGGUAGAAUCACAGGUGAGAUCAGCGAUGACCGGAAAGUUGAGAUGUGGACGAGUGUCUGACUUCCAACGGCGGCUGUUCUCAUCGCUGCAUCAACUUGGACGGCGGCCACCGCUGCGACUGUCCCUCUGGCCUUCAGCUUCACUCGAAUGGACGGAAAUGCGUCGGUUAGUCUUCCAGAAAUUUAGUUUUGAAUGUUGGAUGAUGGUUUGUUAUGAAUAUAUGUAUUCCAUCCAUGAAACUUCGUGCCGAAGAGUUAUUGAGGAUUGCGGCUUUUGCCCUAAAAAUCCAGAAAACUGUCUCCAACAAAAAAAAGAUAGCAUUUUUUUGGUAAGCCUGAAAAUGCAGGGAAGCAUUUUUUUUUUCAAAUAAAAUCGGAAAAGCCCUUCUUGAAAAAAAAUGUAAUUUUGAGCCAUUUAAAAACAUUUUAUCAGUUUUCUUUCCCGUUUAUGAGUUCUCUGGAUUCGAAAAAGAUGAAAAAAAAAAUCAAUUGUUGUGAUUACUUGUUGGUCUCGACGCAAGCAAACAUGGCGAGAAGCGCACUUGACCUGAGCUUGCACAUGUCACAUUUGAGUGCUCUUCUUCAUCACCCGAUUUCGGCACCGAUUCCGAAUAAUGGCAACAAAUGGUUGAGGAGUUUACAGAAGCCAGCUCUUGCGGGGUCGACAACGGCGGCUGCGCUCAUCUUUGUGAGGAGAAAGAUGGAAAGUUCUAUCGCUGUAAAUGCCGUGUCGGCUACCGACUUGCUGAGGACAAACGCAAAUGUGAACGUAAGGAUUUUGUCGGUUUCAAAUUUUGCGGCAGUCGGUCUUUUGGAGAAAUUAGGAAUAUGUAAAAAAAACAUUCGAAAUGUUGCAACAGAUCAUUAGUAAGAGAGUUCCUUGACUCAAUACUUUUGAUAUUCUUGGAAGUCGGCUGAAAAACCUGCAUUGGGCGAACAAAUAAUUUCAACCUGCACAAUGUGAUUAUAAACGAAAUCUGGGAAAUUGAUCCAAAGCUCAUCAUAUUUAUUGCGAUACCGCAAAAACGAAUCUUGAGACCCCUAAUCUCGAUAAUUGUUAAGUUUUUCAUUUUUGAUCCUUUCUGAACUUUUAGUUUUUUGUUGAUUUUCAGAAGAAGCUUUAAGUUUGAACGACCUUUUUUUAAAAUUACUUUGUAGUUGACUCGCCUUCUUUUCUAACUUUUCUUCAACUGCCGAUUUUUCGAUUAAGAUCGGAACCAUACUCUUUCCUCUACUAAGACAAAUUUGCAAAAAUGUGAAAAGAAAGCGUUGAAAAAUAUUUCCGCUUCUUUGACUUUCUGCUUCAUUCGAUCUUUCGGUGUUUCUCACAGGUUUAUCGCUAAUUUCGAGUUUCAGCCGAAGAUCCGUGCGCAGAAAGGAAAGGCGGCUGCGAGCACCACUGCAUCAACGACAAUGGCCGGGCCAAGUGUCAGUGUUUCGGCGGCUUCCGUCUGGCCUACGACCGACGCUCCUGCAUAGGUUCUCUUCUGAAGGUUGCCCGGGACGACCUUCAGCUUCUAUCAGAUGUCGAUGAGUGCGACAGUGGCAGCGGCUGUCAACACCGAUGCGUCAACAUCCGUGGCUCAUACAAGUGCGAAUGUCGCGAAGGAUUCCAACUCGCCGAGGACGGCCGCACUUGCGAGGAGCUCCAGACUCCUUGUCAAAUUGGUGCGAAAUGAUUUACUUUCCGAAAAAAAGAAGAAAAGUUUUUAUACAAAUAUUUUAAGGGAAAACGGGAAAGCUCUUCAAAAACUUUUUUCAAAACAAAAUAUCUUCUAAGGGUUUCCACAGAUUUUUUAUUUCAAUUUUGCAUCGUUUUUACAUCCUCUAUCAAAAAGAUUCUGGAAAGCAAUUAGAAAGGUUUCAUGGAACUCAUAAAAGACCCUCUGAGGCUAUGAAAAACGAGCUUGAAGCUUUGUUUUUCAUUAUUUUAGGAGCUUUCAACGGUUUCUUUUCAGCUUUUUCAUCUCAAAGGAACUUUUUCUUUUUUAUUUAUGUUUUCCUUUUUCUAUCAUGGGAAAUAUUCUCAAACUGAAGAAAAACCGAAAAUAUGAAAUUUCUUUGACUCUCCAAAGUUUUAGUUAUUUUUAAACUCUCUAACGAUCAUUUCUUUUCUUCGAGUUUGCUUUGACCAAGUCUUUAAAUUUUUCUUUCCUGCAGUAGCCAUUAUAAUUUUAGCAAACGGCGGUUGUCAGCACAACUGCUUCGACCAGCCGGAUGGAGGCCACAUUUGCCGCUGUCGCGAAGGCUACGAGCUGCUUUCCGAUGGUCGAAUGUGCCAAGGUCUGUUUUCCGGAGAGAACUUCUGACCCAUCAAAAUGAUCUCGAUCUGUCGAGUGAGACAGUGUUGCCUGGCAACUUUACCAAUUGAAGUGGUCGGAGACCGCGUCUGGGAUCCUUAUGAGACGAUGACGUGCGUCGUCCGAGAUUCUUGUCACCGUCUCUGUAUGGAUGCGCGGACCGGACAGCUCCGUUGCUUCUGCGAUGCGGGGUUCCGAAUUCGCGGUUCCCACAACUGCGAGGGUGACUUCCAACACGUUGUGGAUGGCUCUAGAAGUAGAAAUCUGCACCUCACUGCGCACAGUUCUCUUUCAGUUGUAGAUGAUCUCUGUUUUCAAACCACCAAGUAGAUUCACACCAAUUCUUAAUUUUCAUUUUUUUUUUCUUCAAAUUUUAAUUUUUUCAGAUAUUAACGAAUGUUCAAAUGGAAAUGGGGGCUGCGAUCAGAUCUGUGUCAAUUUUGCAGGUUUUUUUUUUUGAAAUUUGCCAUCUCCCAUUCUAUUUUUUCCUUCUCCAGGUUCUUACGAAUGCCAAUGCAAGCCGGGCUUCAUGUUAACCUACGACCGCAAAACUUGUGAAGGUACCUUUUCAUACUAUACUAUCUUCUCAUAAGCAAAUUCAUGAAGGGCUUCGUAUAUAUUCUUUUCAGAAGUUCAUAUUUAUUUAAAAAUUCGGAAAGUUUUAAAUCAGGUUGUUCAAAAAUCUAGUCAUUAAAUCGUCUUCUCAUUAUUUUUCAUCGAAAGGUUUAUCUCAGAAAAAUAAAUCGAUUUCAAAAAUAAUAUAUUUUUAACUGAAAAAAAUAGUCAAAAAAACACAAUGUUUUCUUCUCGAAAUGUUUUGACACUUUCAAAUGGUUCAAAAGUUGGGAAAGUGAGCAUUCUUGAACAGAUUUUGAUUGAAACCUAAUAAACUUACCAUUUUCUUUUGGUAUUUGAAGUUUGAUUCAAACAGUUCUUCUCAGACCUGAAUGAGUGCGUGAACAACAACGCCGGGUGCUCGCAAAACUGCACGAAUCGGCCGGGCGACUACGAAUGUUCCUGCAGCGAAGGAUUCUACCUUGGCAACGACCGGCAUACCUGUCACGGUAGGAAGCGAAAUAAAGGGAAGAGUACUCUAUUCUGAAAGGUACAGAUGUGAAUGAAUGUCUGGUGAACAACGGCGGCUGCAGUCAGCUCUGUCGGAACGAGGAGGGCUCCAGACGGUGCGAGUGCUUCGGCGGCUACGUACUCUCCGAAGACGGACACUCUUGCGUCGGUUCGUCUUUCUAGACUCGCUAAUUAGUCACCGAACUUUUCUUACAGCUGCUUUAUCGAAUGCCGAUGAAGAAAUUUGUGAGUUUUUAGACACGUAGAAGGAGAUUUGAAUGGUAGACGUGUUGUGAGCAUUUGUAGCUUUUUACGCAUUUAAUUUUGAACUGAAUUGCAAGAAACCCGACUUCUAACAGAGCUUGUUAUUUCGCUUUUGCACGGCGUCUGUACUUCAGAUGUGGUACAGCUCCCGAAGCAGCUCGACUCCUCCAUCGACGCCGACUUGCAGACCAUCGACCCCGAAGACGUCGCUGCCAUCGAUGACGUCAUUUCGAGUCUCGAGAGUUUUCCCGAAGAAUCUCCGAAGAAGAAGAAACCCCAUCGACGGCGAUUUUCCUUUGGACGACGUCGGAACGUGAAAGGUUCCGCUUUUAGCUUCUGUGGCAUUUGAAGUUAGAUUUUUGAGUGAAUGAAUGUUACGAAUCAAUAAAAUAAGGCUUUUUGUGCGUUUUUUUUUUGCUCCUUCUACAAGAUUCAUUUCCCGGCCUGGACUUAUCUUUUCCUAUAGCUUUACUCAGGAAUUUAUCAGAGUUUCCUUUCCAUUUCUUUUUGAAAUUGAAAAAAAUUAUAAACGACUAAGUUUUUUUAAAAAUUCUCAAUAUUGAAAUUCAACAAUUCAAUUCAAUUUAUUCAGACCUCAGAGAAUUCAAAAAGGCUCUGCUGAAUUAUGGUAGAUUUGAAGAGAUUUGAAUUUGAUUGAAAUUCAAGCCCAUUGUUAUUUUCUGUGUGAGACCGCAAUAAAAAGUUUUCUUUGCAUCUUUUACUCCGAUUUUCCUCACAAAAAUAUUGCGUUUUAUCUGUUUCAUUUUAAUAUUCUCAAUGAUUUUUGAUUCCUACAGACUGCCCACCUGGACAUUUUGGUAAACAUUGUGAAUUCGGCUGUCAAGAUUGCAAAAAUGGAGGUUUCGGAGGAAAAGGAAAAAAGUUGGUUCAGAAAUUUUGUUUCCAGCACAAUGUACGGCUGUGGGCCAACGGAUGCGAUUGUCCAUCUGGAUAUUUUGGAGCGACUUGCGAUGAGAUUUGCCCUCGGGGAACUUGGGGCAUCGGAUGCACUCAGGUUUUUUAAAAUUAAAUUUAGUCAAAGGCUAUUGUCAAAAUAAGACAGUUAAAAAUUAUAUUGUGAGAAAUGUUCAGACUUGCCGUUGCAAAGAUUGUGAUGCUCACACUGGCGUGUGUCGAUGUGACGAUCCGAGUAAAUGUUUCUCGGAAGUUUGUCCUGCAGGUGCAUUUAGUUCUUAUUUAUGAGCUAAUCCUUUCUUUUUGAGGGUUCUACGGUAUGUCUUGCGAUCUGAAGUGUCGGAUGAACUGCGCCGACGGCCGUUGUGAUCCCAUUUUCGGCUACUGUACCUGUGAAGAAGGUCUUUUAUGGAGAAAAAUGCGACAAGGUUCAAUCUUCCUUUUUUCACAUUAUAUCCUUGUCUGCCCUUCUUUCAGCCCUGUCCAGCUUUCACAUUCGGCAAAAAUUGUCGACACGUCUGCAAAUGUGCUCGGGAGAACAGCGAUGGUUGUGAUGCCAAGGUUUGAAGUUUUCUGAAGAAAAGAGAUGUUGGAUAGCCUAAACGUUUAUUCUGAGGAAAUUCUACUGUUUUCCUAUGAAUCAUCCAAAUCUCGUAUAGUUGUUUCCCGGCUGGUUUGAGCCAUUGAAAAAGGACUCCUGGCUCGAUAGAAAAAGAGAUAGUGUCUUUUUAGAAAAGGAGAUAGUGUCUUCUUUUUUGUUGAAGAACGCAGACAGGCUAAGAUCCCGAGCUAGCCGGGAGUCGGCUAUACGAGAAAAGUGCAAAAUUUUUAUCUCUUUUUUCACGGACUUUUCCAGUCCGGAAAGUGCAAAUGCAAGCCAGGAUUCUACGGCGCCAUGUGCAAGAGAUCUUGUCCAGUUGGCUUUUUCGGUGCCGGCUGUGCUCAGAAAUGCCGAUGUCCCAAUGGUUUUUCAAGAAAUUGAUUCGAUUGCUUCAUUUUGAGAGUAUUAGGCGUCCGUUGCGAUUCAAACACCGGAGAAUGCACGAAAAAGUGUCCGGCUGGAUUCACUGGAGAAAAAUGCGAGAAGAGUGGGUUUUCUUCCAAAUUUAAUCUCAUUCGAUGUCAGAGAGUGAAAAAAAUUGUUGAUAAACUCUUUCUAUUAAAAAUUUUCGGCUUCUAGUGAAAAAACCUUCAUUGAGUACUGUCUAAAGCUGGCGAUGAAUAGAAUAAGAUUUUUUUAUUCUCUGUGUGUAGUGACUUCAGAAGACAUUUCUUUUCAUGAAAAUUUUGAAAUCACAUGUUGUGUCACUUGAUGGUAAAGUAGUUCACAGCGUGAUUGUAGAGUAAUUAAUGACACGUUUGUAUGUUUUGAAUUAUUGUAUGAACUAAUAGUGAGCGACAAUCCGUGUAAUUUUUUCCAUAGUUUUCAGUCACGAUUUUACGCGAGAAUACUUUGCGGCUUAGGUUCUGGGCCUCUCACUUUGACUAGUUCUGAUUUUAUUUUCUGAUUCACGAAAAGUAUAUUUGUAGUAUUGUCAGUUCUGCAAUAGUUCACCCACUUCGGAACACUCUGCUCACCUGUGACGAGUUUUUGAGCACGUGUUUCAGCGUGUCCCGCGGGCAGAUUCGGCCACGACUGCGAGCAGAAGUGUGGAUGUGAAGAUUCUGGGGGCCGCGUCUGCCACCACGUCACCGGGACCUGCUCCUGCCUCGCCGGUUUCACCGGUCCGCUGUGCGACCAAAGUGAGCACCUUCGUCUUCACUUUUUCGAUGUCUCUAGCCAAAAGUAGUGAUACACGGCUCACCAAGCACUGUCAAACGCUCGAUUUUUAUCAUUGGUCAUGUAGAAAUGUAUUAUUGUUGAGUUUUUUUCAGAUUUUAUUGCACAGAGGGUCCUAUCAGAAUUUUUCAACAGCUUUUCAAAUAAGAUGAAUUAAACUUCACUCAGAUUAUUUUGAAAUAGGUUUCCUUUGCAUCCGUUAUAUCAGUAAAUGAGAGUUUUAAUUUUUUCGGGACCUUUUUUAAUCUGUGUUCGAUUCAAACACCGUUUAACAAUAUUUCAUUCAUUUUUGACAGUCCAGAGGUUUCCAGAAUGCGUAUCUGGAACUUACGGUCCUAACUGCGCUCACUCGUGUGCUUGCAUCAACGGCGGAGAGUGCGACUCCAAAGAUGGAUCCUGCGCGUGUCCGGCAGGCUUCUACGGCGCUAGUUGUAGCGAAUGUACGGCCUUAAGCCUCAGCCGUCAAUCACGGAGACGUUUCAGUGUGUCCGUCCGGAAGGUUCGGCAAGGACUGCAUGCAGUUGUGCAAAUGCCAAAACGGAGGACUUUGCGAUGCGGCCAACGGAAAGUGCGAAUGUGCCGCCGGCUGGAGCGGUCAUAACUGCGAGAAGAGCUGCGCACAGGGAACCUACGGCAAGGUUUUAGAAGAAAAAAAAAAUGAACAGGGCAAACUUUAAGUAUAUGAUGGUUUAGAAAUCGCAUUUAAAUAAGCUUGAUCUUUUUUUGUUGUUUCUCAAAAAUCGAAACUAUUUGAGCACUGUACGAAGAAAUGCGAUUGUGCUGAUGGUAUGCACUGCGAUCCGUCCGACGGCGAGUGCAUCUGUCCACCAGGCAAGAAAGGACAACGGUGUGAAGAUGGUCUGUUCAUCUAUCCACGGUUCCAUUCAUUACGAGAAACGAUUCCAGUUUGCGAGACCAAUCAUUUCGGAGCCGGCUGCAAAGGCGUUUGCAUGUGCCAGAACGGUGGACAGGUAGACAUUUUUCUCUCUUUUUUUUGGAAUCAGCUUGUAAACAUUAUACUUUCAAAAGCUUUCUCCUUAGCAUUUUCGUUUGAAAGUUUAUAGUAUAGCAACUCCGACUUUUUUGUUGAAGACUUAACAGUUUCCCGAAACUUGACUGAAUGAAAAUAUGGGCAUUUAAAAACUCAUUAGUCCGAGAGGAGGGGUUGAUUUUCAAGAAAUAGGAUACAUAUUUGAGUUUGAACCCCAAGAGAUCGUUUCUAAAAAAUAAAAGUACGUUCUGAUCUCACGAGGACUUCAAUUCAAGGAAACUUGGGAGAAAGAUCGAAAAUCUCAUAGAAUGGUCGGUCCAUGAUCUCCUGAUGUAUUCAAGGAUGUUUCAUUAGAAAAAAUUAUAAACUUCUAGCUUCAUUAGAUUCAAAAUAUUUUGUUCAGUGUGACCCUGUUAGCGGAUCAUGCAGCUGCAAGCCAGGCUGGAGAGGCAAACGAUGCGAACGACCGUGUCCUGACGGCCGCUACGGCGAAGGCUGCAACGCGAUCUGCGACUGCGCCACUUCGAGUUUGUCGUUGGAGCGCAGAAGAGAGGGAAAAAUGGCCUUCAGAUGACACGACGACCUACAAUCCGUUCGUGGCACGCUGUGACCCGGUGAGCGGCGAGUGUCGCUGUUCUGCCGGAUGGACUGGUCCCGACUGCGCCACGCCUUGUCCGCCUGGCCGGUUCGUUCCAUCAAAAUAUCCCCAGUACUUUUCGUUAAGUUCAGAUGGGGCGAAGGAUGCAAAAACAGCUGUCUUUGCUCGAAUGGAGCCACCUGCGACCGUCUCACCGGCUAUUGCGACUGUCCGACUGGUUUCAUGGGCAAAAACUGUGAAACUGGUGGGUGCUCAGACUUUUUUCCAUAGUUCUUUAGGUGCAUCCUAUAAAAUCAAAAAAAAAAAAAAUCAAUUCAGCAGGAAUAUUUUUCAUUCCCUUUUACCCUUAUUGUAUCCCGUAGCACCAUAAUCGAAUCAAAAUCAGCUACACUCUGACGAAGUCUUGAGCGGAUAGCUAUCUGAAAACUCCUGGAGAAAAUGGCAACGGUCUACUCGAAAACGCUUUAAGCUAUCAUAGUUUUAACCCUAUACAGUUUGUUGGAAAAUCUAAAAACCGUUUUUUGGCGAUUCUGUCCAGAUUCUGAUGAAUAUAUUGGAGAAAAAUUGUACAGAAACGUGCUUACAAACCUUAUUUUUUGAUACCUGACCUUAAUUUAUUUUUAUUAGAUCCAGUAAUUGUUUCAUCUUUUUUUUCCGUAUAAACUUGACGAUGAGGGGUUCAGAAUGUCCUUCGGGCCUCUGGGGAGCCAACUGCAUGAAGCACUGUCUUUGCAUGCACGGAGGCGACUGCGACUCCUUGACUGGACAAUGUUCCUGCGUCGACGGCUGGACUGGACCGGCCUGCGAGUUCCGUCAGUUGGCUCACGGUUCUGAAAGAAACCCAGCUCUGGUUUUCAGUGUGUCCUUUUGGUCAGUACGGCAAAAAUUGCGAACAGCAGUGCGACUGCUCCAAUGGCGCCAACUGCAACCGAACCACUGGAACCUGCGAAUGUCUUCCUGGUUGGACUGGCGACAGGUUAUUCAUAGUUUUGAAAAGAUCCAAGGAGAAAGAAAAACAUGUUCUUUCGUUUUUUAUCGAGGCUAAAAUGAAGAUUGAGCUGUGUAGAACUUGAGGUACUUUUCACUGUCUUUCAAAAAAAAAAAGUUUCAUUCAUAAAAUAUUGUUUUUCGGAAAGUUUUGAAAUCCGAAACGGUUCCGCAUUAUGAUAAGACAAUUUUCGACGUUUUUCUAUCUCAUUUUAUGUCUUCAUCAAGAAAGGUUUUGCUUCUUCAGCAAGAGUUCUAGAAUUCUGAUAUUUGGGGUUUUAUACUCAUUUGCCGACCUGAAGCUUGUUAUUAAAGCAACAUAUUAAAGUUGGUUGAUCGCUUAAAACUUCAAAGCUCCCAUACAGAUGUGAGCGUCGUUGCCCCGGAGGUCAGUUCGGAUUGAAAUGCGAGGAGGCCUGCGAAUGCGAGAACGGCGCCCAAUGCGACGCGAUCAGCGGCCACUGCACUUGUCAACCUGGAUGGCGAGGCCGAAAAUGCAACCGACGUUGGUUCCGCGCGACUCUCUUCAACCUAACUCCUUGUUCAGCUUGUCUCAAGGGAUACUUUGGGCGGCACUGCUCUCAGGCCUGUCGUUGCGCCAACAACAAGGCUUGCGACCACAUUUCUGGGCGUUGUCAAUGUCCGAAGGGUUAUGCUGGACACUCUUGCACCGAGGUCGGUUUUUUUUUUGGUCAAAUGUGCCGUUUGAAACGUUCAAUUGCCAUUUUUAUCUUUGCCUUGUUUUCACGCAUAAUUUUCUCUUCGCGUUAUCAAAUUAUCCCAAGGAAUAGAUGGUUCGUUACUUUUUUAAUGUUGUGUUCGCGGUAGUCGAGGUAUGAACAAAGGUUUUUGGCCGAGUGAAGAAGUCUCAGAAUGAUAGACACGACACCUUAUGUACCCGUUUCAUGCAGGAGAUAAGAGUAUAUUUGGUGAGACGUGAUAUUACAAAAGUUUAUUAGGAUCCUUUAAUCAAUUUUCAACGGAAAAGUUGUACCAACACCGCUCUUGACAACACGGAACUAUGAAAAAUUAACAAAUUUUUUCAAAAAAAAAAACUUAAUGAAUAAGAUUGAGAUUAGUUUGAAAACUUGACAAAAUAUUGGCGAUUAUUGUUUCGAGCGAAUUCAUAAGGGUUGGUUGUGCAACCUCUAAUCUAAUCUAACUCGCUAUUUUUCUUUCUCAGAAAAUAUUCAAAGGCGUCAUAAAAACUGAGGAUUCAUUUUAAUCACAUAUUUCAUUUCAAAGCAGCUAAGCAAACUAUAAACCUAUAAAAAAAGCGGUGGUAUGAAAAAGACCAGCGAAAAUUCAAACGGCGACUUUUUCCGAUUUUUUUCAUAUCGCUAGGGAACUUUCCGACGGCCACCUUUCCGACGAAUCUUUUUUUCCGACUUUUUUUUCUCGAUAAAAUCUUCGUUUUAAAUCUUCCUAUAUAAAGUAGGUAGUUGGUUCAUGAUUAAAACACAAAGAAGUAGGAAAAAAAUGUUUAUAGAUGUUUUAUAAACCGAAAAACUUGAGGGUAAAAGUCGGAAACAUCUCCGUCGGAAAGUUCCCUAGCGAUAUGAAAAAAUCGGAAAAGUCGCCGUUUGAAUUUUCGCUGGUGUUUUUUUUUUCUCAUACCACCAAAAAAGCAGAGGUUUUGAGAAAACCAAGGCUACCGUUCUAAACAUAGAAACCUGCAGCUUUGCCCCGAGGGAACCUACGGCGAGAGCUGUUCGAUGAAAUGCGAAUGCGGCGAGAAUUCGUUGUGCGAUCCGAUCACUGGCAAGUGCUUCUGCAAACCUGGCUUCGGCGGCGAGGACUGCAAAAAAGGCUGCGUGCAGGGCCGCUACGGCAGCGACUGCAAGGAGUUGUGCGCCUGCGAGAACGGCGGCGUCUGCGAUGUCGAGACCGGCGGAUGCAUCUGUCCUCCUGCCUUCAUCGGCACCAAGUGCGAGACGGCUUGUCCGUCGGAUCGCUUUGGCCCAACGUUAGUUUCGAGAAUACAAACAUAUUUCGAGGCUUAUAAGAAGGAUGCCUUUUAGAAGAAAGUGUUUGUAUUGGCUGAAGUUAGUACAAUUUUUGAUAAACUAAGAAUCGUCGCUUAUCGAGAAAUUCCUUAAAGUAUGAACUUAAUGGGAACUUUUAUAGUGUCUUGAAAAAUAAUAAGAAUUAAUGGCGGUUUGAAAAUCACACGCGAAGAAGUGCGAAGAGAAAAUAUUUGUACGUCUUUUGUGCGUUUUUUAAGCUAAAAAAGAGUUUGAUACGUAGUCCUGAAAAAAUUUACCCACGCUUAAACCUUCUUCGCACUAUUAUUUUUGAUCAUAUAUAAAAUAAUAUCUUUGGUCCGGGAAAUAAUGGUUCAAGACAACGGUGAAUCGAGUAUUUCUUUUUUACUGUAAGCCACAUAGUCCUUUUUGUCCCGAGUGUUCUCAUAUUUUUCAUAAGGUUAUGAAAUGGCUCGAUCUGAGAAUAUUGAGAAUAUUGAGAAUCUAACCGUGAAAAUUAACUAGAUGCGAGAAGAUUUGCAACUGCGAAAACGGAGGCGCCUGCGACAGACUGACAGGCCAAUGCCGAUGUGCACCUGGAUUCACAGGCAUCACCUGCAACCAAGGUUUCUCAAUGAGCUCUCAAUUUUAUAAAAUAGUUUCCUUAGUAUGCCCCGAUGGCCGCUGGGGCGCCGGAUGCAAAGAAAAAUGCCGUUGUACGAAUGGUCACUGUGAUCCCACAACCGGCUCUUGCAGGUCCGACUUUUUUUUUUCGGAUUGUAGACCAAAUCGGCAGCUUUCAGAUGUAACCUGGGAUAUAUGGGUCCAACUUGUGAACAGUCUUGUCCAUCAGGGAAGUACGGCCUCAACUGCACGCUCGACUGCGAGUGCCACGGCCAAGCCAGGUAUCACUUUUUCUUUGCUGCUUGCCAAACAGAACUUGGAACAUUUUUGUCAAAUAUUUUCUAAUCGUAUUGAUGGUGCAUAUUUGAAGUUUUUCUCGUGAUCUCGAGGGAAAGGGAUGGUAGAAUCUCAGAAAUUGGGGUUAGCGUUGAGCCAAAGCUUUGUCGUAUCCCAUUCUCGUCUUGAUUUUUGCUAGUUCGUUCUAUUUUCACUCUUGCAAGUCAAUAUUGUUUCCAGAUGUGAUCCAGUACAAGGCUGCUGUGACUGUCCUCCCGGGCGCUAUGGAACUCGCUGUCAAUUCAGUAAGUUUCGCUUUUUCCGACGUUUGUUCAGCGUAAAAUAAAGUUUCUGCGAAAAAAGUUGUUAUUUCGCGGUCAUCUCAACGGACUUACUACAGGUGUUAUCAAAUUUUAUGUUCUAAGUGUGAACGGUUCAAACGAUAGAAAAUAAAAUAAAUAUUAAAUGUUUAACCGACGAUCAAAAGCAAUUGGUUGGAAAUAUUUUGUUGAGAAGUUAAAUAAAAUGGCGACACAAUAUUGAAGAAAAGAGUAGUCUCACAUCCGAAAUCCUCAUUAGAAUUCAUUUUCUCUUUGAUUCCAAGCCACUGUUGAUUUCUUUACUUUAUUGAUUUUAUAUUAACUGGUAUUUCCUCAAUGGGGUUUUCAGUGUGUCCUACGGGUUUCUAUGGUUGGUACUGCUCUCAGUCUUGCUCCUGCCAAAACGGAGCAUUCUGCGAUCCGGCUGAUGGCCGAUGUCUGUGUCCUGCAGGUUUCCAGGGCGAUAAGGUCUUUUUCCGACGAUGUCCAACUGUAAAAGAUGGAUUUAUAGUGCGAACAAAGCUGCUCCAACUCAACUUAUGGGCCGGCAUGUAGCCAAAAGUGCGACUGCGGCGACUUUCCUUGCAAUCCGGUCGAAGGAUCGUGCAUCUGUCCUGUUGGAUUACACGGGGCCAAAUGCGAGCAAGGUAUUCGAAAUGUUAAAAAAUGACCAAAACUGACAUUUUCACAUGUAGCUGAUAGAAUUUUUGAAUCUUUUUGAAAGCCGCUUUUUUCAAAAAAAAAAUUUGGCAAAAAAAUUAAAAAAAGAUUUCAACUUUUAUUUAGUUUUUUUGGUUCUCAUAUUCGUAUGAAAAGCCAACCUCAACAACUUUCAAGUCAAAAUGUAUAAGUUGGAACUGAGAUUGGUUUUGUUGACCUUUCUUUGAAAUUCCUGUCUCUACUCAUAAAGGAGUUUUUUUGUCUGCAUUUCUUUUUUUGAAACUUCCAGAAAACCUUGAAAAAAGGUAGUUCCAAAGGGACAAUUUUUGCAGAAUGCCGACCUGGAAGGUACGGAGACUCAUGCGAACACAAAUGCCAAUGCUUCAACGGCGCCUCGUGUCAUCCCAAAACGUUUGUGGAUCCGCCUUUUUGUUUCAAAACGUCUGAAUUUCAGCGGAAAAUGUUCGUGCUCCCCUGGCUGGCUCGGUGCCACCUGUCAAGUCGAAAUGGCGGAUCCCAACGACGUCGCGAUUCGAGGCGACCUUCCUGAAGACUGGGAGUGGCGUAGGAAACGAUGA